AUGAAGCAGAGAGACAUGGAGCGCAAACUCAAAGACGUGGAGGAAAAAUACAGAGUGGUGGAAAUAAAGCUUGAUGAAACGCAGGGACUGCACCAAGUCAGCGGACGGGGUGCUUCUCCAAGACUCGGUGCCCUCCUUUGCCAGGCAGCAUAUUCCCAGCUGCUGCAGACUGACCUUUUACCUUACCAGUGCCCUGAGGAACCUGAAGGUGACCAAGAAGAGAAGGCAGAUGACAAAGCAGUCUUAUUUCAAUCAGAGGCAGUCCAACGCACCUUCCUGAAUAAACUGAUAGAUGUAGCACUGGCGUGGCACAGAAACUUCCCCAAGGUGGCUCUUUGUCCCUCUCGCAACCUCCAGUGCUCCAUUCAUGCCAUCAAAAACACCCGGAGAAAAAUGGAGGACAGACAUUUGGCUUUAGCCGAGUUCAACCAGCUCUUUGGAAUUCAGGAUGAUGUAGAUCGUGCUUACUAUGCUGUGUUUGAUGGCCAUGGAGGGGUGGAUGCAGCAACCUACGCUUCCACUCACCUCCAUGUUGUUCUAAGUAAACAGGAGAUGCUGCAGAGUGAUGCAACCACAGCCUUUAAAACAGCCUUCAAACGCACAGAUGACAUGUUCAGAAACAAGGCCAAGAGAGAGCGUCUCCGGAGUGGCAGCACAGGAGUGGCAGUACUGAUCCAGGAUCAAGAGCUGACUGUUGCUUGGCUGGGAGACUCUCAGGCAAUACUGGUCAGAGAUGGGCAUGUUGUUAGACUCAUGGACCCACAUAAACCAGAGAGAGAGGAUGAGAAACAGAGAAUUGAGGAUCUUGGAGGCUGCAUUACUUUCAUGGGUUGCUGGCGUGUUAAUGGCACAUAUGCUGUAUCGAGAGCCAUAGGUGACUUUGACCAGAAGCCCUUUGUGUCUGGAGACGCUGAAAGCCUAACAAUGAAACUGCAGGGUGAUGAGGACUAUGUUCUUCUGGCAUGCGAUGGUUUCUUUGAUGCAGUUAAGGCGUCAGCAGUCCCACAUCUAGUUAUGGAUGCACUAAAGCUGGCUGGUAAACCAGAAGGAGGAACUGCUCCAGUGGAACAGUCCGAGGAUGAUGUGGGGGCAAGAGUCGCCCAACAGUUGGUGGGUAAUGCUAAGACAGCUGGUUCUAGUGAUAACAUCACAGUAAUGGUGGUGUUCCUGCGCCCACCAGAGCAACUGCUGGCUCAGUAGACCACCCUAGGAGUGCACAAGCUGCUCAGUACUCUACUUCUCGCCAUGCACCACAGCAAUACAGGAAAAGUGUGGUGCACAGACACCAUUGUGCCAAGCUGUUGCCUGCUUUUGUCCUCAGGUGCAUUAAGACAUGCUGCAGAUUGACGCUAGUCCAGGGAUGUCAAACUCGUUUUAAAUUGUGUCCCACACAAUUUGAUUUUAAGUUGGGCGAACCAGUGAAAAUCUAAAAAAAAUAAAUGCAAUUUUAACUGUACAUCUCAGUUUCCGUAUAAUAGAGUAGAAUAGAAUAGAAAAAAUAGCUCUUUAUUGUCAUUGCACAAGGGUUUAAGGGGGCCAACUGUGGAAAAUCAAACUUUUAUGUCCUUUAAUCUUUUAGAGUCUUUAUCAAUAGGAAUAGGAAUUAUGGUAGUACAGUUAAAAUCAAUGAAAUACUGCACAUUUUCUGAAGUCUUCCAGCGGACCACAUUAGAGUCUUUGCUGGGCUGAUUCCAGCCUCUGGGCCUUAUGUUUGACACCCCUGAUCUAGUCUCACUAUCGUGCUGCUUCGAAAUAAAAGCUUACACUGCUGUAUUGAGGCAACAGUGUUUGAAAAGUUCUAAUAGAUAAUGCAAGGGCCACACUAACCCCCAGUGCUGCAACCUGCACAUCCCAAAUGUGCCUGCUCUCUAAAAUAGCUACUUCACUUUUCCACUUGUUUGACUGUUACUGAAUUUAAGGACAGCUGGUCCAGCUUUUGUUGUCAGUAUUGAUCUUGAAAUAUUGAAAUAUUGAUCUGAUGUGGCACUAGCUGUUAAAACAGCUAUGUGUCUUGGUGGAUUUGUAUUUCUAUAAAAAUACAAAUGAUAAUAAUUCCAAAAAUUUUAUAUAUGUUUCUGUUAUGUUCCAUUGUCACUCUGAUGUGUGAUUAUGACAGAAGUCUUACUGAGUGAUUCUGUGGGGGAAGCAAAGAAAGCCACAACUUGAACUUUAUGAGCAGCUGAACACCCGUUUGCGAGAUGAAAUAGCUACAGAAUACUCACUGCUCAAUAAUCAAAGCUCAGUUUAACCACAAAAAUGGAGACUGUUUUUAAUAUUUUCAGUGUUAGCUCUGCUUGUUACUAACAUCAUAUCCUGACACCUUUUUCUGUUUAAGAUAGAAAGGUUUGCCUCCUCUUGGCCUACAUACCGUUAAGACAUUCUGUUACCCUUUUAACCUCUUCAUUAUCAUGUUUUAUUCAUUUUUUUUUGUUCUUGUUCACCAUGCCUUAUCAGUAUGUCCUCAUUGCAAUAUUAACAUAUAAUGGAAAUCACAGACAAUGGCGGAUAAUGACAUUAUAAAUGUGCUUUGUUUUUAAUGUGCAAGUGAUACCUUUUAUGUUACAAAAUGAAUAGUUUUUGUGUCUAAAAAAUGCAUUCAAGAGCUGGGGGAUGGGGCAGUCACUUAACUCAGUGGAAGCGAGGGAGCACUGAUGUGGAACAUUGAUAAUAAAUUCUGAUGCAAUUCCUGUGUUUGUUUGUUUGUUCUAAAAUGUCAGAAUCUUUAAAACUGAAGUCUUGACAAUAAUGUUUCCCGUAACACACAAAGAAAUAAUAAUACAUUUCAUAUUGUGUAUUGCAGAGAAGAAGAUUUAAUAUUGUCUCAAUAAACAGCCGUGCAAACACAA
This is a messenger RNA of Maylandia zebra (zebra mbuna), 2846 nucleotides long. The record is from RefSeq and is a predicted model, not a curated record. NCBI's taxonomy places the organism in Eukaryota, Metazoa, Chordata, Actinopteri, Cichliformes, Cichlidae.